This is a messenger RNA of Acanthosepion pharaonis, 1008 nucleotides long. The record is from the annotation of a GenBank genome assembly. Lineage: Eukaryota; Metazoa; Mollusca; Cephalopoda; Sepiida; Sepiidae.
AUGCUCAACGCUUCCAAACGUUCACCUUUUUCGCAGAAAACUACGGCUGCCCAAAGGUGUCACAAAAGAGUAUGGGGGGGUGUAAUUGUUUCAGUUACAUUUUGUAGUUCAAGUCAAAUCCCUUUAAAUAUCUCACAAGUCUUUCUUUCUCCACUAUUUAUUUUUCUUUCUUUCUUUCUUUCUUUCUUUCUUUCUUUCUUUCUUUCUUUCUUUCUCUCUUUCUUCUUUCUUUCUUUCUUUCUUUCUUUCUUUCUCGCUUCCUUUCUCUCUUUCUUUCUUUCUUUCUUUCUUUCUUUCUUUCUUUCUUUCUUUCUUUCUUUCUUUCUCGCUUCCUUUCUCUCUUUCUUUCUCUUUCUUUCUUUCUUUCUUUUUCUUUCUUUCUUUCUUUCUUUCUUUUUCUUUCUUUCUUUCUUUCUUUUUUUUUUUUCUCCUUUCCUUUCUCUUUUCUUUCUUUUCUUUUUCUUUCUUUCUUUCUUUCUUUCUUUUCUUUUUUUUUUCUUUCUUUCUUUCUUUCUUUCUUUCUUUUCUUUCUUUCUUUCUUUCUUUCUCUUUCCUUUCUCUUUUCUUUCUCUUUUCUUUCUUUCUUUCUUUCUUUCUUUCUUUCUUUCUUUCUUUCUUUCUUAUUCCUUUCGUUCCUUUCCGUUUCACACUGCCUUUUCUCUCUUUCUUUCUUUUUUGUUUGUUUGUUUCUUUCUCUCUUUCUUCCUUAUUUCUUUCGUUCUUUUCCGUUUGACACUGCCUUUUCUCUCUAUCGCUUUCCUUUUUUUCUUUCUUUCUUUCUUUUUUUUUCUGAAACGCAUGAAUGCAUGGAUAUACUCAGUGUCCGCCACAAGAUUAUUCUCUCUCUCUCUCUCUCUCUCUCUCUCUCUCUCUCUCUAUCUAUCUAUCUAUCUAUCUAUCUAUGACACUUGGAAAAAAAACCUUACAUUUUGCCGACGCAAUUCAUCUGGGAAUUUAACUAUAUCUAUCUAUCUAUCUAUCUAUCUAUCUAUCUAUCUAUCUCUAUAA